This is a messenger RNA of Anopheles bellator, 4173 nucleotides long. RefSeq names its product sorting nexin-2 (gene Snx1). Gene Ontology annotation, molecular function: phosphatidylinositol binding. NCBI's taxonomy places the organism in Eukaryota, Metazoa, Arthropoda, Insecta, Diptera, Culicidae. The transcript has 5 exons. Gene Ontology annotation, biological process: early endosome to Golgi transport. The record is from RefSeq and is a predicted model, not a curated record. Gene Ontology annotation, cellular component: endosome; endosome membrane. Bases 283 to 1638 code for a protein of 451 amino acids.
AUCAUCGUUGUUCUCGCACGGAAAAUAAGAUAAACGCAAACGGCGCUCCCGUUUCUGUGCGCUUCGUCAGCUGUAGGUGAUAAAAACCAAGUAAAUCGUGUUUGGAAGCGGAAGAAGACUCAUCGAGUCAUCGGCGUGCAAGUGCAUUGUCAGGUGCUGGUGGCCGCUCCUUUCUUUCGCGGACAGAACCUCCAAUCGCGUAGCUCGGCAGUCCUAGAGCCCAAGUCGUGUCGUGCAGGCUUUGAGCAAUCGCUAGCUGAACCGAUAAGCGGCCGGAAAAAGAUGGAAACCACCAACGGCACGCUGGAUCACGGCGAUACGGAACAAACGCAAACGCAAUCAGCAUUCGACAAUGUUGACAUCACAUCGCCGGACGAGGAAAACGAGAACGACAUUUUCGAGUCCGCGAUUCAGCAGGAACCAUUAUCGCCCGUGCUGGAGGAUGUACCGACGGACGAAGCAGGCGAUGCAUUUAUCGAAAUUAGCGUUUCCGACCCGCAGAAGGUGGGCGAUGGAAUGGGCUCGUAUUUGGCGUACAAGGUGUCCACAAAGACGAACAUACUGAAGUUCAAAAAGCGCCAGUUUUUCACCAUGCGCCGCUUUAGCGAUUUCCUCGGUCUGCACGAUCUGCUCGUGAGCAAGUAUCUGCGCCUGGGGCGCAUUAUACCGCCGGCCCCGGAGAAGAACAUUAUCGGCACGACGAAAGUGAAAAUGGGUGGCCAGGGGGGUCAAGCCGAAACCGGUACGGCAGGCGUCAACGUGGAGUGGAUCGAGAAUCGACGAAAAUCGCUCGAGCGCUUCCUGAACAGGGUCGCCCAACAUCCGGUGCUGUGUCAGGAUACGGAUUUUGUAAACUUUCUCGAGAGCGACCAAGAGUUGCCCCGGGCCGUCAACACGGCUGCGCUGAGCGGAGCCGGCGUCAUGCGGCUAUUCAACAAAAUGGGCGAAACGGUAAACAAGAUCACGUACAAAAUGGAUGAGAACGAUCCGUGGUUCAAUGACAAGAUCAACGAAGUCGAAACGAUCGAUGCGCACAUGCAGAAACUCCACUCAGCGAUCAAGGCACUGGUGACACACCGAAAAGAGCUAGCCACGCUGACGGGUGGUGUGGCAAAGUCGGCUGCCCUGCUGAGCACGUGCGAGGAGCACACUGGCCUCUCGCAAGCCCUGUCGCAACUGGCCGACGUUGAAGAGAAAGUGGAACUGCUGCGCUCGGAGCAAGCGAACUCGGAUCUGUACAUUCUGUCGGAGACAAUCAAGGACUACAUCGGACUGUUCGGUGCAAUCAAGGACGUAUUUCACGAGCGCGUGAAGGUGUUCCAGAACUGGCAGCACGCGCAAAUACAGCUGACAAAGAAGCGCGAAAACAAGGCAAAGCUCGAGCUGCAGGAGCGACGUGAUAAGCUGGAAUUUGCCCAGAAGGAGGUGGAAGAGUGGGAAUCCAAGGUGCAACGGUGCCAGAAGGAAUUCGAUAACAUCUCGAGCGAAAUCAAAAAGGAGAUGGAACGCUUUGAACUGGCGCGCGCCCGUGACUUCAAAUCUACCAUUAUCAAGUAUCUAGAGGACCAAAUGGCACACCAGCAGCAGCAAAUGAAGUACUGGGAAGCUAUCGUCCCGGUUGCCCGUGAUAUUGCAUGAGAGGACGCGAACGCGACGAAUCCGCCCAUCCCUACGUACUAUGACGACGAUCACGAUGGCCACGGCGGUGAGCGUGUUCCGCCGGCAGACCGGCGUUUGUGUUUGUCGAUCAAUUUAGCCGAUUCCAACGCCAGAAUGUCGUAGACUGCAAUGCGCCCGACAGACAGUUGAUAAAUGGUGUUCUAGGUCUAAGAUGUUUUUCUUGACAACCGAGGGUUGUAAACCACUCGGGGUUGUUCAGGCGUAAGAACAAAAGGUUCUUGUUUCUUUCGUUAAGUUUUUCUCUUCUCUCUUUGCUUCUCUAUUAAGACGAAACUUACUAUUAACUGCGUAGGUCCGUAAUUGCGGUACGGAGGAAGUUUAUUACCAUUGCGCUCUGAAAGUAAACGGAAGGCAUGAGAAAAGAAACUAUCAAAGUUGACAUUAUAUCGAAUUCAAAUGACCAAACGUGAUCUAAGAUGUAAAUAAUCCAAUAGUAAACAUUUAUAAACCACAUGAAAAGGAAUCCCGCAAAGCAUAGCAGCAAUAGAUCACGCUCGAUCUGUAUUAGAAACUGUUGAAAGCAUUCAGCAACUUACGUCUCCUGAAUAACUACCCUGACGUUAUUUACACUUUACUCUUCUCCCGUUCAUUUUGGAUCGAACAAACUUCUGGUCAUAAUUUUCCGCUUGCGAUGUACAUAAGAAAGACUCCGUAUUGAUAUAGUCAAGAAAAAACAAACAUUACCCUUAAACAUGUAUUCCGUGAGACGUAAGCGGUAGUUAAAAGUAGAACCAAAGUUUACAAUGCUACGAUUUGAUGCCUCCAGUUAGAGCCGGCACUGGAAACCAUUUUGCUGGAGCGUCGAUCUCACAAUGGUUUCUACUACUCUACGUUAAGUUUGGUUUCCAACAAUCAUUUGCCGCCGAACAAUAUCCAUUUCUCGGCGAAGUUGCGCUGACAAUGAAACAUGUACAGUUAUGUUUCGUUUCGAUGUUUUGUGUUUGCGAGUAUGACCCGCUCCCUGUUUCGGCAAAGGGCGAUCCAUUUUGCAAAUUUGCCCAUCUCGCCAGUUCAUCUCAAAAUAUCCUUACUCUUUGAAAUUUGUCACGUAACGAUGAAGUAUUAAAUGAUCAAAACUUAUUAGGUUCUUGUCGAACUUUUUGUUCGAAGAGCAAAUGCGAACGGAAGGAAUUUUGAGGUGAAAUUCGGUAAAAUUUUCCAGUUUCCAGUGAAGGGUCUGAGGCAUCCCACAAAGGUCUUUCGUCGCUUCACAAGAUGUGCAUAGGUUAGGCAAUACGUGCGCGAGUUAUGAUGAAGAUAAUCGAUAACAUUUCCUCUUACACUUUAUUUGGAUGCAACUGCGCAGCGUUAUACGAAGAAUUUUAAAAACUGGAAAUGAAUCAAUAGGUAGAACUGCGGAGGGAGUGCCGAGCAAAAAGAUAAGAGUAGUGUAAAACCCACACGGUGUCCUCAGUUCGUUUCCGUGUGCUCGAACUUUUGUUCUCAUGUUUUGUGUAUAAGAUUAUCAUAGAUUUCCACACUCUAUGCUGUGCUUAGAUGUUGAACUUAGCAAGGAGAAAAGAGAAAAUAUUUUGUGCUAAUCAGUGCAUUGUGCUGGCAUCGUUUUUUGUUUUUCAAAAUAUAACGGGAAGGGCAAAGGAUAUGAAACAAUUGAAUCACUACUGCGCAUACCUGAAAUGGAAGAUAUGUUGGCAUAUUGUUCUUAAUCAUCCUCCCCAACACUACGUCACGAUCACCUCGAUUCACUGUGAUCACUGUGACCGUUACGAAUAACUGCGUUUGCAGCGUGUGGCUACACAGGAAAAGCAUUACACAAUCAGAACCGGCUUUAGUUCUAUCGUAGAUCAUCGACUGGCUCGACUUUAAUUCCUGCCAACCCAGAGGUGUCAGCAGACAUUCUGUGCCGUUUUCUUAUCAAAUUCUUUUAAGCUUAGAGCAUUCCAACACACUGUUGUCGUAGGUUAUUUAUCUUUUCGGUUUUCGAAUACUGUUUUUGUUGAUUCAUACGACCGAAGGAAUAGGAAUGGUGAAUCAUUUUCCUGCUAAAUAUCGGCCCUUUACUGUUCGUUUAAGGUUCAAAGCACUUGUGCAACCGAUAUUGACUAGACUGCCUCUGCGUCAUCACAACAAUCACUGCUGGGGUUAUGUAUUCAAACAGUCCGCGUAAAAUGAUAAGCGUACAUCAAGAAGAUAGCUGUAAUCAGUGACCCCAACGCUACUAGACGCUAUACCACGACUUUAUGUACGAUACACCACUCGAGCUUUCUCCUGCAGCAUCGUGUGAAAUCGAUUAACAAGAAAUAUCUGUUGAAUGCAUUUGAUUUUUGGAGCCUGUGUCGCGCCAUGUUCUCGAACGCUCACUCGCUCUCGAAUACAGCGCUGCACCCGCGAAGAGGCGCUUCGACAACGCACGACACAACCGCAAGAGAAAGGUGUUCAUUAGCGAGCAAAUGCAAAAGAUACAAAACACGUGAGAACUGUUAUAAUUUUAAGAGCUAUGUUUAAAAAAAUAAUAUAUAUAUAUACAUAUAU